GAAUUGCCCUUGACAAAGCAUACUUAGUGGGGCUUCUAUUCUUUCCCCCUCGUUUUUUUCCGACUUAGGAUUGGAGGAGGGAAAAGAAAUGCCAGUGGCGAAGCCACAAUCGUCUGAUGCCAGGAUCAUCGCACACGUUGACAUGGACUGCUUCUACGUUCAAGUGGAGCAGAGAAAGCAGCCUCAUUUGAGGGGUUUACCUACUGCUGUGGUGCAGUACAAUGAGUGGAAAGGUGGGGCUCUGAUUGCUAUUAGCUAUGAGGCCCGGAAGUAUGGUGUAAAACGUUCAAUGAGAGGUGAUGAGGCAAAGGAAGCAUGCCCACAUAUUGAGCUAGUCCAAGUCCCUGUAGCUCGUGGUAAAGCUGAUCUGAGUACAUACCGCAAUGCGGGUUCAGAGGUAGUAUCUAUUCUUGCAAGGAAGGGUCGUUGUGAAAGGGCUUCUAUUGAUGAAGUGUAUCUUGAUCUUACUGAUGCUGCAGAAGCUAUGCUAGCAGAAACUCCUCCAGAGAGCUUGGAAGUAGUAGAUGAGGAAGCUCUUAAAUCGCACAUAUUGGGGCUUGAAAGUGGGGAUGGAGUUGAUGCCAAAUCAAUUGUGAGGGAGUGGCUAUGUAGAAGUGAGGCUGAUCACCGUGAUAAAUUAUUAGCUUGUGGGGCCCUCAUUGUUGCAGAGCUUAGGAAGCAGGUUUUGAAGGAGACUGAAUUUACGUGUUCUGCUGGUGUUGCUCAUAAUAAGAUGCUAGCCAAACUUGCUAGUUCUAUGAAUAAACCUGCACAGCAAACUGUCGUGCCCCUUGCUUCUGUGAAAGAACUGCUCAAUUUGUUGCCAGUUAAAAAGAUGAAACAGCUUGGUGGGAAGUUGGGUACAUCCUUACAAAGUGAGCUGGGUGUGAACACUGUUGGUGAUCUUUUGAAAUUUUCAGAGAUUAAGCUGCAAGAACUUUAUGGCGUGAAUACUGGUACUUGGUUAUGGAAUAUUGCAAGAGGAAUCAGCGGCGAAGAAGUACAGGCACGCCUUCUCCCCAAAAGCCAUGGCUCUGGGAAGUCAUUUCCUGGUCCUCGGGCUUUAAAGACAGUUGCUUCUGUUCAACACUGGCUCAAUCAACUCUCUGACGAACUAAGUGAACGACUUUGCUCUGAUUUGGAGCAAAACAAGCGCAUUGCACGCACGCUUACACUGCAUGCUAGUGCAUUCAGGUCAGGUGAUACAGAUUCUCAUAAAAAGUUCCCUUCAAAGUCUUGCCCUUUAAGGUAUGGGACUGCCAAGAUUCAAGAAGAUUCCUUUAACCUAUUUCAAGCUGGAUUACGUGAAUAUUUAGGCUCAUAUGGAGUUAAAACUCAAGGAAGUCAUUACAAUGGAUGGGGAAUAACAGCUCUUUCUCUUUCAGCAAGUAAAAUUGUUCCUACAUUGUCUGGAACAUGUUCAAUCACGAAAUAUUUCCAUGGCCAAGAUGCAUCUAAUUCUUCUUUAAAGCAAUCGCCAGCUACCUUUACUGAAAAUACUACAUUGUUGUCGCCUUCAGGGAGUGAAAGCUAUUCCGAACUGAAUCCGACUGAGCCACAAGACGAGUUCCCUAGUGAAGAAGUACCUCUGAAACUUUCUGUGGCCGGUUUGGGUCAACAAGUAGAGAGAACAGAUGCAUACAAAGAACAGGAUCAAUCUUGCUGCAUUAUACAGCAGGCAUCUUGUAGCUUCACCCCAGAAAUUUCACCAUCUUCUUGCUCUGGUGGAACUGAAAGCUGUUCAGGACUGAACCAAAGUAAGCAACAGAGGGAUCAGGCUCAUUCUGAUGACUCCAGGACUAAACCUGUCAUGACUAAUUUGAAGCGGCAGGAACAAAAUAGAAAUCAAUUGAAAGACAAGGGAACUUCUUCAAUCUUGGAUUUCUUUAAGAGCCAGAGUCUUUGCUCAUCAUGGAAGCAGGAGCAUGUUGAAUCUUCUCAAAAUGCUAAUGCUACAGCUUCCAUAGGUGAUUACUAUUCAGUAUCGAUGCAAGUUCAGGAGCCAAUGGAGAAUUUUUUACCGGAGACUGCAACAAACAGUGGCAGAUCUAGCUCAGAUCAAAUUCAACAAACAAGUGAAGCAUGGAAUUACAGGAUUGAAGAGAUUGACCCCACUGUGAUCGAAGAAUUACCCCCACAAAUCCAAGAUGAAAUCCGAGCCUGGCUUCGGCCACAUAAGCGACCAAAUAUGGUAAAACGAAGUUCUUCCAUUGCUGAUUAUUUCUUACCAUCCAAAAACAGAUAGGAGAAUCCCAAAUGAUAUCCAUGUUCUCUCUCAAAAACUUAUAUGGAGCUGCAUCUGUAUCUGUAAAAUGUUCUUUCAUUCUUAAAUUGCGCUACACACUAAUUUGUAAGAGAAUGAUACAGAACAUGCAUGACAGUAGAAUGAAAAUAAAAUAAAGUCAGUUUUGUGGCUUAUUGCUUUCA
Mangifera indica (mango) is the source of this 2427-nucleotide messenger RNA. Its product is annotated as DNA polymerase eta. Gene Ontology annotation, biological process: response to radiation; error-prone translesion synthesis. The record is from RefSeq and is a predicted model, not a curated record. The transcript is spliced from 16 exons. Gene Ontology annotation, molecular function: DNA-directed DNA polymerase activity; damaged DNA binding. Gene Ontology annotation, cellular component: site of double-strand break; replication fork; nucleus. Bases 89 to 2245 code for a protein of 718 amino acids. Lineage: Eukaryota; Viridiplantae; Streptophyta; Magnoliopsida; Sapindales; Anacardiaceae.